Messenger RNA from Condylostylus longicornis, 2722 nucleotides. RefSeq lists its product as uncharacterized. Lineage: Eukaryota; Metazoa; Arthropoda; Insecta; Diptera; Dolichopodidae. The record is from RefSeq and is a predicted model, not a curated record. Gene Ontology annotation, cellular component: cytoplasm; nucleus. Gene Ontology annotation, molecular function: cAMP response element binding protein binding. The transcript is spliced from 2 exons. Gene Ontology annotation, biological process: protein homotetramerization; positive regulation of transcription by RNA polymerase II. The coding region runs from base 707 to 2569 and encodes 620 amino acids.
UGCAAGAGAUAAAAAUAAACCGAAGCUCGAAUUUUUACAAUCUACUUGAAAUAUGGAGAUUUAACAAUACAUAUAUCAUAAAAAAAGUUUAGUUAAUUAGUUAUUUUGUCUAACAAGUUUAUUUUGAGUAACAAAUAUACUUUUAAAUUGUAAAUUCAUCUAAUAUUAUAAAUAUUUUAAAGCAGAGAUAAAAUUUUAAGAAUUUGAAUCUCGUGAAAAUGCCUUAUGUCGUUUUUCACCAACAAUUGAACGGGUAUAAAUUUUUUUAAUUAUGAAUAGUGUUUUGCGAUUUGAAAUAAAGCGUGCAAAUCAUAAUUACUGAUAUGUAAUUGAAAGAAGUGUGAUCCAAACAAAAAUAAUUUUUAAAGUAUAAGCAAAAUAUUUAUUUUCAAAAAGUGAUACAAUCAAGGGAAAAAAAUUCCUUAGAGCAGAGAACAAUGAUAACUCACUGAAAUGUGAAAUUUAGUUGGAGUUUCAUUCAUAAUUCGGAUCUAAAUAACUUAAUAGACCUUUUUAUAUUAUAUAAGCUGCUAAUGAAUUUAAAAUCAUUGUUGAAUACAACUUGUAAUAUUUCUUCAAAAUAUUAAGUUUGGCUGAUGCUAAAAUAUUAAACUUAAGUAAAGAUUAACGCGCACAAAAUCGUUUAAGCUUGAUUAUAGAACAAUCAAACAUCAGAUUCAAGGAUCAUAAUUGUAUACCAUUAAAUAUGGCUACACCAAGAAAAUUUAGCGAAAAAAUUGCUUUGCAAAAGCAGAAAGAAGCUGAAGGAACAGCUGAAUUCGAGAAAAUUAUGAAAGAAGUAACUGAGUUAUGUGGGCCUUCCGAAGAAAGCAGAUCACCAGGAAGUGCUUGCAUAAAUAUAGCAAGCAGUACUGGAUCUUAUAGAGAAUCUAGAGGAAGAAGUGUAGGUAUCGGGCCAAUACGUAGGACUUCAGAAAGAAAAGUUGAUACAUCUCCUUAUGGUGGAACAUAUUUAUGUCUUCCCACCAGUGAUUUUAGACGCGUGAAAUCAGAUCCUGCAAUACAUAAUAGUUUAGCAUUCGUUCAUGAUGAAUCAAAAGGGCAAUUACCUUCAAGUAGUGGUAAUAGAAAUAUGAUUUCAACAGAAAGAUUACAGCAAUCACCACAUCAUGCAAGUGUGAGAAUUCAAAAUAUAGGUUCAAAUAAUCAGUCUGGGGUUUGCCCGUCAAAAGCAGGCUCGGCUUUUAAUAUUAGACAAAGUUCGUCAAAUUUGUUGACCAGUCCUUUUUUUCCUGACAAUCAAUUAUCAGUAUCAAUGGCUAAUACUGCGUCAUUACCAGAUUUAACAUCGGUGCAUUUCAUGCCUAAAGCCAGUAUAAAUAACAAAGAUCAUUGUCCUAGCGGUGGGGGAGAAAUUGGAACGGGAGAGAAUGGUGCAGGCGACAGAUCUAACAACAGCACUUAUAGUCCUAGCCCUACAACAUCUCCAGCUACACUGUCACCCCAUUCAGUACCACCAAAUAGGCAUCAAUAUUCUCCAAUUUAUAAUAUUAAUAGUCGAAAUACAUAUAGUCCAACACAUUUCGUAAACCAGCGAGAAAUUUUAAGCACAAGUGUUGGAAGUACUAGUGGAACAAAUAGCGGAAAUUUCAACCCGCACAAUUCUUCAAUAAUAGGGCAAACAUCUCACUCUUUUACUAAUAUACCAGGUUCAAUGCAUAAUCAGCAACAACAUCAGCAAUCAUGCAAAAAUUUCAAUAAUUUGAUAGGCAAUGACGUAAUACAUAGCUCUCAUGGUCAAUUACAAUCUUUUAGCAUUUCUAAUGCCCAACUUUCAGACAGCUCCACCACUGAAUAUCGAAAUCCACAAAACAGGCCAAGUCCUGGUUCCAGUCCUAGUUUUGUUCAUGCAUCGACACCAUUUCCUGGAUGUGAAUCGAAUCCAAAUUCUCCAUUGAGUCCGGAAUCUAUUAACGACAGUAAGUAUAACCAUAAUGCAAUUGAUGCAUCUCCCUCACCAAAUUAUCAAAGCCAGCAACAGCAAAAUAAUGACACGAAUAGCUUUAAUCAACAAAUGCAAAAUCAUUUUCAACAUUUUUCUUUAGUGGAUAGCAGUAGUUCGGAUACUGCUAACAUAACAAAUGCACAACAAGCACAAAAUAUUUUCCAACAGUUAACCAGCAGUAAUUACGAAAAACAGUCUCAUCAACAUCAACAAACUUUAAUAAAUUCACAGCAGCAACACCGCCUAACUCAGUCAAAUCAAAUGAUUGGUGGGGGCACUGGUAAUAUUAACAACAGAAGUGAUAAUGAUGGUAACAAUCAAUUUAGUAUAACUUUGGGUAAUCUAGAUGUUUCAGAAAAUGAAUGUGAUAGAGAACUAUCUCACACUAACAAUUACAACACAACGGUAAGCACACCGGCAAGAAUUCCAGAAAUAGUUUUUACAGACUUUUCAUCAAGUAAUCCAGAUUUUACUCGCGAGAUAUUUGCUUCUUUAGAUUUAGAAUUGACUCCAAUAGAUGUUGAAGGACUUCAAAUGAUAUCUGAUAAUUCAACGAUGACAGACCAGAUGACCGAAGAUAGUUUUCGUGAGGAGCUUAAUUAAAGUAUAUGUACAUUAAAGCAGAAGAAAUUUAAAAAAAAAAUUCUUCAGAUAUGUAUUUUAUGUACCUUAUUAUAUACCUAUGUAAAAUCUCUUUCAAUUUCAUUCAAUUUUUUAAAAUUAUUGUUAUUUAAUAAAAAAUGUAUUAGAAUAUUA